AUGGGCCCGGCCUUGUUCACCAUAUUUAUCAAUGAUUUGGUUCAGCAUUUGGAUUCAAAUGUACUGCUUUUUGCUGAUGAUGCCAAGAUCUUCAGAGAGAUUUCACAUGUGAGAGACUGCGAGGCUCUACAGAAUAGUAUUGAUUUACUGUCAGUGUGGUGCCAGAUGAAUGAAAUGUCUUUGAAUGUCUCAAAGUGCUCUGUGGUAACCUUCACCAGAUCUAAUAAUCCUAUUAUUCAUCCGUAUAAACUAGCAGAUCAGCAACUUCAACGUUCUUCAAAGGUCAAAGACUUAGGCAUCAUACUCUCUCCUGACCUCAAUCCUCAAGAGCACAUUAACUACAUUUGCAAGAAGGCCAACUCAGCACUUAAUUUCAUCACCAGGGUCAGUCAUGACAGAUUUUCAGUAUCGGCACUGGUAACUCUUUAUAUCCAUCUUGUCAGACCCAUACUUGAGUUUUCCUCCACAGUUUGGAAUCCGUACCAGUCUGGUCAGAUCGCCAGGCUGGAAAACACUCAAAGCCGUUUUGUUCGCCUGGUUGGUCUACGUUUGGGGAUGCAAUACCGUGCUGUUCCUGUUCAUGAUCUGCAACUCCAGUUGAACCUGUUGCCUCUUUCUACCAGACGUGAGGUAAAUGAUGUCUUAUUCCUGAAGAAAUUGAUCACAUCCUCCAUUGAUGCUCCCGACCUGCUCUUGGAACUAGACUUCCGCACAUCACGUAGCCUUCGCCAUACCCAGCUGUUUGCGAGGCGGCAGUACUCAACACAGUACAUGUACCACAGUGCACUUCCUCGUCUGCAACGUCUGGCAAACAACCUACCUGGUCAAUUGGACUUGUUCAGCAUGAACAAUGAAACGUUUAAAAAAAAACUCGUUAGCAGCUUGCGUUCCUCGUAG
Molecule: messenger RNA, 897 nt
Organism: Macrosteles quadrilineatus (aster leafhopper)
Lineage: Eukaryota; Metazoa; Arthropoda; Insecta; Hemiptera; Cicadellidae
Exons: 1
Coding region: 1-897 (298 amino acids)
Source: RefSeq, a predicted model, not a curated record